Ruditapes philippinarum (Manila clam) is the source of this 1083-nucleotide messenger RNA. RefSeq lists its product as uncharacterized. Lineage: Eukaryota; Metazoa; Mollusca; Bivalvia; Venerida; Veneridae. The record is from RefSeq and is a predicted model, not a curated record. The transcript has 9 exons. The coding region runs from base 115 to 981 and encodes 288 amino acids.
AACUUUUCUUUGUAUCUCCCAUGUAAGCAAAUAAACCUGUAGUGAAUAUAUAAAUACUCUGAUGCUACUUUAAAUUUGUCAGUCAUUUUAGAAAGGACUAUAUAAAAAGGAAAGAUGAGUCUAAAAUCUCCGGAAAAACCAACAGGAUUCAAACCGCCACUUUUUACUAUACACGGACGUCAUGGCACCGACAUGCGAAAGCUAUCUACGACGAAACAAUACUACAGGACACCGUUUCCUUCGCAGAAGAAAAAGCCGCCUCCACAUUAUAAAUUUCACUACGACAGUGAAGUCAAAGGUUGGAGGGAAAGCCAAAAGGUCACUGCUUCACAUCGCUGGACUAAAGCUAAAGACGCUGUCAGAGUAGGAAAUUAUUUUAUUGGAAUCAGAAAGAAGCCUGACACUUUUUUGAACAUUGAUGUGAAGAAACUUGUGAAUGCCACGAAAAUAAAUCGCACAGCCCAGUCAGCAAGAACAAUGCCAGAUCCUGAUCUAACAGACGACACGGAACAGGAGCAGCUCGAGAGAACACUGACGGAGCCUACUCUCCUUCUAAAACCAUUUGAGAAGAACAAAGAGGAACCUAACGAUGGUGUCUGGAUAUGUCCUGUCUCUAUACGUGCCUCCGCUGAAAGAAUUAAAAGAUUUAAUUGGGAGCGACCAAAGACUGAAAGAAAAGUGUUGGUAGAAUCAGCCUCCAAGUAUCAGGCGAUAUAUCUGCAGAAACUGUUGAAAGAGAAAGACAAGGAGAUGAAGCUGAUUACAAACCAACUCAUCAAAUCAAACAAGGAAAACGUUGCUUUACUGAAGGAAUUAGAAGGGUAUAGAGGAAAGAAUUAUGAUGAACUUUAUGCAGAAAACAUCACAUUAAAGGAUCAGAUAUCACGUGCAUGUAGAGAGAAUGCAUUACUUGCUGGACAAGUGAGGAAGGAAAACAAUAAAACAUUACAAAAGUGGAAUGCAACCAGAACAGUGACAUAACAGUUUUUCUUUAAACACAACCACGUGACAAAAACGCUUUUCUAUGUAAAUAAUCAUGUAAACAAUUGUAAUUCUUCGAAAUGAAAUAAAUAACAAAUAAUU